AUGCGUUCUCAUAUCAAGUUUUCAGCUCUGAAAGGGAUGGUUGAUCUUUCUAAGAAACUAGUUGAGACAAAAAAGGAUAAGGUAUAUCCAUUGGUUUAUUUGCUUAUUAAAUUGACAUUAACGCUUCUAGUUGCAACAGCUUCGGUAGAACGAGCAUUAUCUGCAAUGAGUAUUGUGAAGAAUCAAAUAAUGCGCAAUAAAAUGGGAGAUCAAUGGUUGAAUGAUAGCCUCACUGUGUACCUUGAGAAUGAUGUAUUCAAUGCUAUUGAUAAUGAGCCUAUUAUCCAUCGCUUUCAAAACAUGAAAUCCUGCCGAGGACAAUUUUAA
Humulus lupulus (European hop) is the source of this 327-nucleotide messenger RNA. RefSeq lists its product as uncharacterized. Gene Ontology annotation, molecular function: protein dimerization activity. The coding region runs from base 1 to 327 and encodes 108 amino acids. Lineage: Eukaryota; Viridiplantae; Streptophyta; Magnoliopsida; Rosales; Cannabaceae. The transcript has a single exon. The record is from RefSeq and is a predicted model, not a curated record.